AUGAUCGCGGUCCUGCGCCGGCUGAUCGCAAUCAUCGCGAAUCUGCCCGAGCAGAUCGCAAUCAACGCGAUUCUGCUCGGGCAGAUCGUGAUCGCGAUUCUGCACGUGCAGAACGCGAGCGAGAUUCUGCACGUGCAGAACGCGAGCGAGAUUCUGCACGUGCAGAUCGCGAGAAUCUGCGCACGGAGCGUCAGAAUCGAGACCAGGCGCGUGACGAUCGUCGCCCUGAUUCUGCAAAUCGUCGCGUGA
Molecule: messenger RNA, 249 nt
Organism: Closterium sp. Yama58-4
Lineage: Eukaryota; Viridiplantae; Streptophyta; Zygnematophyceae; Desmidiales; Closteriaceae
Source: the annotation of a GenBank genome assembly